Molecule: messenger RNA, 3303 nt
Organism: Tauraco erythrolophus (red-crested turaco)
Lineage: Eukaryota; Metazoa; Chordata; Aves; Musophagiformes; Musophagidae
Source: RefSeq, a predicted model, not a curated record
AACAAAGUGACUUCAAUGACCUUCCUAACUGGCAAGGCAGUAGAAGAUCUCUGCAGAAUAAAGCAGGUAGACUUGGAUUCAAGACAUAUUGGCUGGGUAACAAGUGAACUUCCUGGGGGUGAUAAUCACAUCAUCAAAAUUGAAUUGAAGGGUCCAGAGAACACACUAAGAGUUCGACAAGUGAAAAUUCUUGGAUGGAAAGACGGUGAAAGCAUUAAAAUAGCAGGCCAGAUUUCUGCAAGUGUUGCUCAACAAAGAAACUGUGAAUCUGAGACACUGCGAGUAUUCCGACUUAUUACAUCCCAGGUAUUCGGAAAACUCAUCUCUGGAGAUGCUGAGCCAACCCCAGAACAAGAAGAAAAAGCACUGUUAUCUUCCCCAGAAGGAGAAGAAAAAGUACACAAUGCAACAUCAGAUGCAGACCUGAAGGAGCACAUGGUAGGGAUCAUAUUCAGCCGGAGCAAACUGACGAAUUUGCAGAAGCAGGUAUGUGCUCAUAUAGUCCAGGCCAUACGAAUGGAAGCAACCCGUGUGCGUGAAGAGUGGGAGCAUGCCAUCUCCAGCAAAGAGAACGCCAACUCGCAGCCCAACGAUGAGGAUGCUUCUUCUGACGCUUAUUGCUUCGAGCUGCUGUCAAUGGUUCUGGCACUGAGUGGUUCCAAUGUAGGCCGGCAGUAUCUGGCUCAGCAGCUGACUCUGCUCCAGGAUCUCUUCUCGUUACUACACACUGCUUCUCCCAGGGUGCAGAGACAGGUAACAUCGUUACUAAGACGUGUAUUGCCCGAGGUAACCCCUAGUCGCCUGGCAAGUAUUAUAGGAGUGAAGUCUCUUCCACCAGCAGAUAUAAGUGAUAUCAUUCACUCAACAGAAAAAGGAGAUUGGAAUAAACUAGGUAUCUUAGACAUGUUUUUGGGAUGCAUUGCCAAAGCUCUCACUGUACAGCUAAAAGCCAAAGGAACUACUAUAACAGGGACAGCUGGCACUACUGCAGGCAAAGGAGUUACUACAGUCACGCUUCCAAUGAUCUUCAAUUCCAGCUACAUUCGGCGAGGUGAAAGCCAUUGGUGGAUGAAGGGUUCAACACCUACACAGAUCUCAGAGAUCAUUAUUAAACUCAUUAAAGACAUGGCAGCAGGUCAUCUGUCGGAAGCUUGGUCCCGUGUGACAAAGAAUGCUAUUGCUGAAACUAUCAUAGCUCUGACCAAAAUGGAAGAAGAAUACAGAUCACCAGUGAGGUGCAUUGCAACAACCAGACUAUGGCUGGCCUUAGCAUCCCUCUGUGUACUUGAUCAGGAUCAUGUUGAUAGACUGUCCUCAGGAAGAUGGAUGGGAAAGGACGGACAACAGAAACAGAUGCCAAUGUGUGAUAACCAUGAUGAUGGUGAAACUGCCGCAAUCAUUUUAUGUAAUGUCUGUGGGAAUUUGUGUACGGAUUGUGACCGAUUCCUUCACCUCCAUCGACGAACAAAAACUCACCAGAGACAGGUAUUCAAAGAAGAGGAGGAAGCUAUCAAAGUUGAUCUGCAUGAGGGUUGUGGUAGGACCAAACUUUUCUGGCUGAUGGCAUUAGCAGAUUCUAAAACUAUGAAGGCUAUGGUGGAGUUCAGAGAACAGACAGGCAAACCGACCACCAGUAGUUCUGAAGCGUGUCGUUUCUGUGGCUGUAGGAGUGGAACAGAAUUAUCAGCAGUGGGAAGCGUUUGUUCUGAUACAGAUUGCCAGGAGUAUGCCAAAAUUGCCUGCAGCAAGACCCACCCCUGCGGCCAUCCAUGCGGAGGCGUUAAGAACGAAGAGCACUGCUUGCCGUGCUUGCAUGGCUGCGAUAAGAACGCCACAACUCUUAAACAAGAUGCCGAUGACAUGUGCAUGAUCUGCUUUACUGAAGCACUUUCAGCAGCACCAGCUAUCCAGCUGGACUGCAGCCACGUUUUCCAUUUGCAAUGCUGUCAACGAGUACUAGAAAACAGAUGGCUUGGGCCCAGGAUAACUUUUGGGUUUAUGUCCUGUCCUAUUUGCAAGAACAAAAUCAAUCAUACAGUAUUAAAGGAUUUGCUUGAUCCAAUCAAAGAACUCUAUGAAGAUGUAAGGAGAAAAGCGCUAAUGAGAUUGGAGUAUGAAGGGUUGCACAAGAGUGAGGCCAUCACAACACCAGGUGUUAGAUUUUAUAAUGACCCAGCUGGCUUUGCUAUGAACAGAUAUGCUUAUUAUGUUUGCUACAAGUGCAAAAAGGCAUAUUUUGGUGGUGAAGCUCGUUGUGAUGCUGAGGCUGGACAAGGAGAUGACUAUGAUCCGAGAGAACUUAUUUGUGGUGCAUGCUCUGAUGUUUCAAGGGCUCAGAUGUGUCCCAAACACGGUACAGAUUUCUUGGAGUACAAAUGCCGCUACUGCUGUUCAGUUGCUGUUUUUUUCUGCUUUGGGACAACGCAUUUUUGCAACGCUUGCCAUGAUGAUUUCCAAAGAAUGACAAGCAUCCCUAAAGAAGAACUCCCACACUGUCCUGCAGGUCCCAAAGGUAAACAACUUGAAGGAACAGAAUGUCCACUUCAUGUUGUCCAUCCACCCACUGGAGAAGAAUUUGCUCUGGGUUGUGGGGUUUGCAGAAAUGCUCACACUUUUUAGACUAGCGGGUUUUUUUACCAGAGCAAAACAGGUGCCCUCAUCCCUUAAGUGUCCUGAAAAUGAAGUCCAGCUGGGAUGAGGACGGGACCAUUUCAUAACCCAGGUAAAAGGAACAAUUUACAGUGCAAGAAGGAUGCCAAAUACCAUGUACAUAAUUCUUGCUGUGAGAUAUUGACAUUUUUUGAACUGAGACAUCAAAACUUGUGAGGUGUUUGCAUGUGGCCAUUACAGUCAUCGGCUAGGAAACAUUGGACAUUUACAAAUAAAUAAUUGCUAUUAAAGGAUCUGUGUGUCUGUGGACUAUGAAUGAUGCUGGCUUUCAGGAGAUAGAAAAAAAUAUUGAUUAUUGUAUACUGACUUUUUGUAAUCUUGUACAAUUGUAACGCAUCACAAGUGGGGAUGGGAAAGAGGAAUAUUCUGGUUUAUUUCCUAGACUGUUAUAAAAAAAAAAAAAGUGUUAGGAAGGCAUAAAUGUAACAAGUAUCAUGCUGUAUAUAAAGGUAUCAAUGUUUGUCCUGUAUAAGAAUAUUAAAUUACAACAGCAGUUUCAUUUAAACUUCUGGGUUAUGUUUGAGCCUGAAAUUUUAAUGAAGUGCAAUACUGAGUGUGCCUCAUAUCUUGCAGCUGUAAACAUAAUGGAAUGUACAUGUCAAUAAAGCCACUGUACAUUUUUAUACAGUGAAA